UAAGCACGAUCUACUUCAUCAACUUCAGAAGAAACACACCAGCGGAAGAACUCUUCAAACAAGAGAACAAGAUGAGCAAAGACGCUAACACCAGUCAAAAUCUGGAUUUCCGAGUCCUGAGAUUUAAAGUCAGAAGCCUCGAGAAUCGUAUCUGUUUAAUAGAGGAAAAACUCUCCAAACUGGAGAACAAUUUGAACAAAGAGAAAAUUAAUUCCUCCACUCAGAUUGGGGAUGAGCAGAAAGCUGACAAAGGCCUUCAAAAUAAAGAAAAGUCUUUGUCUCAUCUGACCCACAUCUCAGCAUACGGUCCAGUUCCCAAAUUUGGAUCAGAUCCUGCCAGGCAUGCCAUUCAUGUUCCAGCAGUUCUGCCCUUCAACAAGGAGAGCUCCGAACACAGAUAUACCAUCUCAGGAAAUAAAACUAUUAACAUCUCUGGACAAGCUUUUACCAAGACAAACGCAACAGCAAAGAGAACUGCAUCAGACGUGUCACCACCCAGGACUGUUAAAAGGCCUCGACUUGAUACUGCUUCAGCUGAUCCUGCAAACACAGCACACAAGACACAAUCUCUCAUCUCCAGUGCAUUAGAAACAGUGCAAAAGUUUUGUUAUGAUGUUUUACCUACAGACAGGAUUCAUGCACUUCUCAAAGGUACAAGUGACCUUCCUGUUCUGAGAGAUGAAGAGAAACACGUCAUUUCUGAGUUUUGUGUAAACGAGUCCUCAGCAGAGACGUUUCUCUCAGUGAUUUUAAACAAGAUCAAGGCAGAGAGAGAGUCUAUGGCACCCGAACUCCGGCAGUCUCUCUGUAGGGUUUAUGUGGGUGUGUGUCAAAAGAGAAGAGACCAUCACAAAGCACAUGCCCUCGCCUACAGAUUUCUUAAAGAAGAAUUUCCUGAUUCCACCAAACUGAUUAUGGCGAUGGUGACAGCAUGGCCAAGUCUUUUUUCCAUUGACAGCCCUUUAUGCCGAGCCAUUCACAUAGUCAGCAAACUGAAAGCAAGGGGAAACAUAUUAGAUUUGCUCAGCAAGUAUCUGCACUGGAAUGAGGAGCCUCCAGAAAAGAUCUACAGCACCAUCACCAGCACACUGAAGGCUCUUCUUGAAGACAGCAGUCUGACCUUCCAGAAGAACAGUUGGUAUGGUGAUGAUCUCUGUCCUGCUGCCUGGGACUACGUAUUUAGCCUGGAUCUUCUGUGUGCACAACUGGGCUGGACAUGGACCUAUAAGAAUAUGUUAGGAAAUGACAUUUGGCAGACUCUGGACACUUUGCUGUUGCAAACAAGAACAGAGCAAACACCGUACCGAAACGUCUCUGUAGCAGCUGUUUUCAGGCUACUUGGUCGACUUGGCCAACUAGGCCUUAAGAAGAACAUGGCAGUGUCAGUAAGAAAUCUUUUAAAAGGCAUACAUGAAUUUGGAAACCGAAAACUCUCAAAAGAUUUGCCGUGGGAGGUGCAGCUCGCAAUGGUCUAUGCCACUCAUGAUCUGGCACCCAGCAACCCCAAAGUCGCUCUAAAGACUGUAGAAUCAUGGCGGCAAAAAAUCAGACAGCCUGUUCCCCUAGCCGUCACCAAGUGCCUUGAGCAAAUCGGCUUCCUCUGUCACCAAAACAACUAAAUGACUUUUACACUUUUAGAUACAUUUUAUAGAAAUAUUUUUCUAAAACUUUCUAUAGAAAUAAAUAAAAUAAAUUUUAUG
Molecule: messenger RNA, 1700 nt
Organism: Silurus meridionalis
Lineage: Eukaryota; Metazoa; Chordata; Actinopteri; Siluriformes; Siluridae
Product: little elongation complex subunit 1-like
Exons: 12
Coding region: 72-1619 (515 amino acids)
Source: RefSeq, a predicted model, not a curated record